UGAUUCAACAAUGGAGACUGUCGAUAUAUCUGAGGAAACUGUCAAUCCCGGUGACGAGAAAAUCGGACCGGAGUCAUUUGAACUGUUGAAAGUGCUAGGGAAAGGAGGCUACGGGAAAGUAUGUAUACAUGCAUCAGUUAGGCCUUGUUUUAAUGCGGGACCCAAACAAACCUAGAGCUGGUAGGUUUUGGUCAUGGUGUUGUCGCUAGUUGUUGUUUGAAGCAGGAUGACACUAGUGGCGAAGAGAGCCAUAGCAACAGGUCAUGCUAUGCAACUUUUUUAUGACUUUCAUCAUUCAAACCUUUAGAAAUGUAUGCAGGUUUUUAGCACAGCAUGACCGGUUGCCAUGGCUGGCUUCGCCCACUGGUUAACACACAAAACUGAUAAUGCACAUGAAUGAUAACAAUGUAUUUAUUCUUCACAUAUACUGUAACUUAAUAUACAUAAGUUAAGCGUAUUCCAUUCUGGCAUUCAGGUGUUUCAAGUAAGGCAGGUGGCUGGCCACAAUGCAGGGAAAAUUUUUGCUAUGAAAGUUCUAAAAAAGGUUUGUGUAUGCCCCACAAAAGCAUAUUUUAAACCCACGGCGAAGCUCUAGCUACAUUUCUUGAUAUAUCUUGUGUUCAAUUUUUAGGCUACAAUUGUUCGAAGUCAAAAAGAUACGGCUCAUACUAAGGCUGAAAGGAAUAUUCUUGAAGCUGUUAAGGUAAUAAUUAUAAACAAAUAUAGCACUUUGUUGUCUUUGUACCAUUAUAACUUGUUGUUGAAUAAUUUGUGAUGCCUUAUAUGAACAUAUUAAUUUAUGCAUUGUCCAUUUUCUUCUGUACUUGGCAGCAUCCGUUUAUUGUGGAUUUAAUAUACGCAUUCCAAACUGGAGGAAAAUUAUAUCUUAUUUUGGAAUACUUAAGUGGUAUGCCAUUAUUUUUACAUUAAUUAAGAAUAUAAUAUAUCAGGGUUCAAAUUAACAGUGUUCAAAUUAACAAUAUUCAAAUUAACAAUGUGCGGUUUGCACAUCGUUCUGGACCAAAUAGUGAAAAUUGCACAUUACUUUUCCAAACGAUGUGCUAAAAAUCAGAUACAUCCAUCCAUAUUUAUAUAUAAAUCAAAGCCCAUCUGUUGUCUUAUAAUUUAGAAACAAGUGUUUUUGCAUGCACACUAACACUACAGCAUGUUUGCAGAUUGGAAGGUGUCAAAUUUUAGCAACCAUGACAUGUGACUGAUUAAAUUAAUGUUAUGUGUUAGGUUUAUAUAUCAAAGAUUGCAAACAAUGUUUAAAAAGUAUUCAAAUAAUUAAAUUAUUCCAGUUUGAUUGAGUAGAUGUUUGACUGAGUAGCUAACACAAUCAUGAACCUAUUUUAUUAAAAUUUAGAGCCUCAUUUUAGAUUUGGAGCACAUUAUUUUUUCUCAACUAAUUCGAACCCUGUAACGUAUUAAUCUUUUGAACUGCAAUGUGCUCUGAUGUGCCCUACUUCAUUAUUUUACUCUGUCUAAUGCCAGACGAUUUUACUCAUCAAGGGGAGAGCACUGCCACUCAAUGUGUAAAAGUGUUGCAACUAUAUAUUUUAGGUGGAGAACUUUUUAUGCAUUUAGAAAGAGAAGGAAUUUUUAUGGAAGAUACUGCCACGUAUGAACUGGAAUUUUAUUGUACAACUUAGCCAUUGCAUUGUUAUAACUUUUCAUUUUUAAUGCCAUUUUUGUCAAUGCCAUUUUUGUAAUCAUAUAUUGUUUCAUAUUAUUUUAGGUUUUAUCUAUCAGAAAUAACCCUAGCUUUAGAGCAUUUACAUAAACAAGGAAUAAUAUAUAGGUAAAAAUUUGUAAAAAAAACUGUAUUGAAACUACACAAAAUUUUGUGACCAUGAGGGCAGUAAUACCUACUGUAUACUCUGAAAUAAGUACCCGGAACCCAAAUGUCAAUGCAUUCAAAGUCAUCAGUUAGACAUGUGCUUAAUAUUUUAUAUUAAUUAACUUCAAUUAAUAAUUCAUGAAAAACACAAAGAAAUGUGAUAGAGAUUUCCCUUGAUUUACAUAAACUUUAACUUUGAUUUUCUUGACUUACACAACAUAUUUUUUGAAAAUUGCUUUGCCAAUGAACUUACUAGAUGGUCGUUUUUGAAGCAAUUCAGAACACUCGCAGUGCAUGUUUUAUCAGACCUAAAGAUACUAGGCUUUGCCUCGGUAUCUUUAUAUCUGAUAAAACAUUGCUGCUCAUGUUUUAAAUAGUACAUUAUAAAAUUAUGCUGUAGAAUUGUAAAUUUGAACAGAUAUUUUUUGUAUACAAAAUAUUUUUCUAACAUUGUAUAUACACAUAAAGUUUCCAUUUUUAUUCUGUAAAAAUAUUCCACAUUUAUUUUGUGUAGAGAUCUUAAACCAGAGAAUAUUUUAUUACAAGCAGACGGUACGUUCCUUGUAAAUUCUUAGUAUUUGUUGCUGCUAUUGUGCCAAAUCUCCUUGCUCAAAUGAAUUUUGAUGUCAAUAACUUACAUUCGUGAUUUUAUUUUUAUGUAGGACAUGUUAAGUUAACAGAUUUUGGUCUCUGCAAGGAGUCGAUAUUUGAAAAUAAUGUUACGCAUACGUUUUGUGGAACGAUAGAAUACAUGUAAUGACGAACGUUUAAGUUAAACCCCUCACUUUUCUUUGCAAAAAUUAUGAAAAAUUCUUGAGGAUUAAGAGGAAGCUUCAUAUUUCAUUUGUGUUGCUAUAGGGCUCCAGAAAUUUUAACAAGAAGUGGUCAUGGCAAAGCGGUAGACUGGUGGAGCUUGGGUGCUUUGAUGUACGACAUGCUUACAGGGGCCGUAAGUAUCAUUCAUACGGUUGAAAAUUUUGUGUUCUUUCUUUCUUUGAACAGUACUAAUCAAAUAAUACAGUAUAUCUUUACUUUAAAUGAAAACUACUUUAUUUGAUCGGUUAAAAUGUCUGUGCAUAAUAAAAUUAAUUGGCCAUUUGUUCAGCUAAUAGUUCAAACUUAAAACUCAAGGUGUACUUUAAAAUAAGUUCAGGUUUCUGAAAUAUAUUCAUUCAUGCAGUGAUCUGAAACCACAGGGUGUCCAAAAAAAAAAACAAAUUAAGAGUUAAUAUUAUACCAUAACAAUAUUUGUUUUGAAGAGGCCAUGUUUGAAAUUAGUUUAGUUUGAAAUUAGUUUGAAAUUGAUCGGUCAUUCGGUGUUUUUGUUUGGCAAAUAGCCGACUGCCGAUUGUUAUAAUCCACACUGAAUUCAAGUGUUAUAUAUCAAAAUCUAAGUUAGUCUUUUCUGGAUGCAAAGAUCUUUAUUUCAUUGCGAUAGCUUUUAUAGCUUUUACCUUACAUGGAAAGGUCAAAUGGCACAAAAGACUGUAAUGUUGGUACACCGGUCCCACCCUGAAUUUAGUGUAACAAUAAUGAGUUUGAUCUGCAGGAAAUUUUGAUGUCCAGACUGUGCUCCCAGGAAGAAAAUUAUGUUCUUCAGGGAGUGAUCACUACUUUUUUCCAAACAUAACAAAAAAUAAUUUAAACGUGUUUGAUAUUUUAGCCACCAUUUUGUGGAGAUAAUCGGAAGAAAACGAUUGAUAAGGUACUACAUUGUAAUAUUGUUAAAGAAAAACCAUUCUCUUAGUUUCUUUUUAAUAAAUUUUGGACUAAAUGAAAUGAAUAUACAAUAAAAAGUUAAGAAAAAAAUUUUAACAUAAAAAUACUGUCUUUUAGAUUUUGAAAGGAAGAUUGCAAUUACCUCCAUAUCUCACACCAGAGGCUAAAGAUUUGCUAAAAAAGGUAAAUUUUAUUGACUAAGUCGCAAUUUGAUCAGAAGAGAUCUGAGUCGAUUUUAUCAGAAAGGGAUGAACAUCAAGAUGCAACAUCUCCCUGAGACAUCCUCUAUCUAGACGAAAUCAAUUACACCUGAUAAUAUUUCUGAUUGUUCGUCUCUAACCUGUGAUCAUGUUCUGUAUAUAAAGACCUGAUCGCAUGUUAGUUCGUCUUAUUUUACCCAUAUAGCAAUCAUAUGACAAUCAUAUGACAACACAAACUGCACGAGAACUAGUCGCACCAAGGCUAUAUGUUCAUAAAAACUUUGUAAUGUUUUAAUUUCUUUUAUAUUUGACCAUCUACUAACUCUUUUAUAGUUGCUGAAGCGUCGAGCUCAUUUGCGUUUUGGUGGAGGCGUUGACAAUGCGGAGCCAAUUAAGGUUUGA
Paramuricea clavata is the source of this 4161-nucleotide messenger RNA. Lineage: Eukaryota; Metazoa; Cnidaria; Anthozoa; Malacalcyonacea; Plexauridae. The record is from the annotation of a GenBank genome assembly.